GCAGGACAGAAGCUGCCGCUUUCCAGGCUCCUGCUGCAGUGGGUGGAUCCCUGGGAGGUGCCAAACCCCUUCCCUUCCUCUUCCCCUUCUCCCCCCGCCUUCGUGGUGAGGAGGUGCCUGAGCGUGGCAGCAUCUUCCCUUGGCUCAUUGGAGUGGGGAGGAGGGGCCGUCGCCGCCUGCGGGGAAGGAAGGGGGACACAAGAAGAAAUCCAUAUGGAGGAUGAACCUCCUCCUCAAGAAGUCAGUGCCAAGGUCUUGGAGGCAACAUUAUUGUCAGCCCUGAAGAUGCUGGAUGUUGGGAAAUGGCCAAUUUUUUCUCUCUGUUCCCAAGAGGAGCUCAAGUUAAUUCGUCAAGCUUGUGUAUUUGGCAGUGCUGGUAAUGAAGUGUUGUAUGCAACUGAAAAUGAUGAGGUUUUUGUGCUUGGCAUGAACUGCAGUGGGUGUUUGGGAACAGGAGACAUGCAGAGUACUAUUGAACCAAAGAGGUUAGAUUCCCUAUGUGGCAAAAAGAUAGCCUGUCUGAGUUAUGGAAGUGGCCCUCAUGUUGUUCUUGCUACAGAAGAAGGAGAAGUGUAUACAUGGGGUCACAAUGCUUAUAGUCAGCUGGGCAAUGGUACAACAAAUCACGGUUUCGUUCCCUGUCAAGUCUCUACUAACUUGGUGAACAAGAAAGUUAUUGAAGUUGCCUGUGGCUCUCAUCAUUCUAUGGUGUUAACAUCUGAUGGAGAGGUAUACACAUGGGGUUAUAAUAACUCAGGCCAGGUUGGAUCUGGUUCAACAGCUAAUCAACCAAUUCCUCGAAGAGUUACUAGCUGCCUACAAAAUAAAAUAGUUGUUAAUAUAGCUUGUGGACAGAUGUGUUCCAUGGCUGUGGUGGAAAAUGGAGAGGUCUAUGUCUGGGGUUACAAUGGGAAUGGCCAGCUUGGACUGGGCAGCAGUGGCAACCAGCCAACACCGUGCCGAAUCGCAGCUUUGCAAGGCAUUCGUGUGCAGCGGGUUGCCUGUGGCCAUGCACAUACAUUAGUGCUAACAGAUGAAGGUCAGAUAUAUGCCUGGGGAUCCAAUUCAUAUGGCCAGUUAGGUACUGGGAAUAAGAGUAACCAGUCUUACCCUACAACAGUUGUUGUGGAUAAGGACAGAGUUAUAGAGAUUGCAGCCUGCCACUCUGCUAACACAUCAGCUGCCAAGACCCAGAGUGGCCAGGUGUACAUGUGGGGCCAGUGCCGAGGGCAGUCCGUGACCUUCCCCCACCUCACUCACUUUGCCUGCACUGACGAUGUGUUUGCUUGCUUUGCUACCCCUGCCGUUAUGUGGCGUCUGCUGUCAGUAGAGCCUGAUGACCACCUAACAGUAGCCCAGUCACUAAAAAAGGAAUUUGACAACCCUGAAACUGCAGACCUGAAGUUUCUAGUGGAUGGAAAAUACAUUCAUGUUCAUAAAGUUCUUCUCAAGAUUAGGUGUGAACAUUUUCGCUCCACAUUGAAUAGUGAUGAUGAAAUUAUAGAAAUGAGUGAAUUUUCUUAUCCUGUUUACCGAGCCUUCCUGGAAUACCUGUAUACAGACAACAUUAGGCUCCCUCCCGAAGAUGCAAUAGGGCUACUAGAUUUGGCAACACUGUAUAGAGAAAACAGAUUGAAAAAGCUUUGCCAGCAAACGAUCAAACAAGGCAUUUGUGAAGAGAAUGCCAUUGCUCUUCUUUCUGCUGCUGUCAAAUACGAAGCUCAGGACUUGGAAGAAUUUUGCUUCAGAUUUUGCAUAAACCAUUUAACUGUUGUUACACAAACUCAAGGCUUUGCAGAAAUGGACCACGACCUCCUGAAAAACUUCAUUAGCAAAGCAAGCAGAGUGGGAGCAUUCCGAAACUGAGGUCUGACUAACACCAAGCUGAAGAGUGUGUUCUCUUCCCUCCUGGAAACACUUCUUUGGAGAACUUCUCCAUGGUCAGAAUGUGCAGUGGUUUGGAAAGAAAGUCUCAGUGUCCAUCAGCUUAAGAAAUGUGUAAAAGUCCACUAACAUGCAGGUUUUGUAAAGAAGGCUACAGCAUAGAUGUGUGGUAACUGUUCAUUGCCAACAGCCAUGAGAUUUUAACCCAAAAAUCUAAUGCAGAAAUUACUCUUUCCCACUCAAAGUCAAGCAAACAAAUCUAUCGUUAUCUGCUCUGUUUGGUUUGAUUUUUUAAUUUUUUUUUAAACAAUGUGCAUUUGGAUUUUAUGGGACAGUAACCUGUUUGCUGCUAAAACUUUCAUAGUGUACUUUUAAAAGUAAGUUAAUAUGUCAUAGUGGGCUUCUUUUUGUCUGGUUUAUCAUCCAGUGAAGAUCCAAACUUGUUUUUCUGAACAUAUGAUAAAGUAAUAUAAAUGCGUUAGCAUGAGGCUUUCUGACUGGCAGGAGGAUAUAUCUCAGUUGCUGUUUAUUUGGAGUUUAUUUAUGAGGAGCUUCAGCAGGAUAUUACAGCUUUGAGUUUCCAGCAUUUAUGUCCACUGUUUAGGCAGAAUGAAAAGAAUCUCCCUUUCCAUUACACUGAACACAGUUCUUGGCACUCUAGUGGGCCAGGAAGGGGCCAGGAAGCAUUCACUCUAUUUGUCUGGAUGUGAAUUCUCGUGCUGUGAGUUUUACUACCAAGAAAAUAAUUUAGUUGCAAACCCAAACAAAAUUUCAAGAAAAGGAGUUCUGCUUGAGGUUUAUUUAUGCCUGUCUUGCUAUCUGUCCUGAGAUAGACCUUCUUCAGAAAAACUGAGAAAAAGGUGGUUUCGAAGUGGUAACAUGGGCCUUACAAUCAAAUCCUAAGAGUGAAACUCACAGUAGUUUCCACAUGGCAAUAAAGACACCUUGUCCAAAUACAUUGUUUCAAAUUCUGUUUA
Molecule: messenger RNA, 2861 nt
Organism: Lepidothrix coronata (blue-crowned manakin)
Lineage: Eukaryota; Metazoa; Chordata; Aves; Passeriformes; Pipridae
Gene: RCBTB2
Product: RCC1 and BTB domain containing protein 2
Exons: 13
Coding region: 214-1866 (550 amino acids)
Molecular function (GO): protein binding
Source: RefSeq, a predicted model, not a curated record